This is a messenger RNA of Lichtheimia ornata, 1251 nucleotides long. RefSeq lists its product as uncharacterized. Gene Ontology annotation, molecular function: transcription regulator activity; DNA binding. The transcript is spliced from 3 exons. The record is from RefSeq and is a predicted model, not a curated record. Gene Ontology annotation, cellular component: SBF transcription complex; MBF transcription complex. NCBI's taxonomy places the organism in Eukaryota, Fungi, Mucoromycota, Mucoromycetes, Mucorales, Lichtheimiaceae. The coding region runs from base 1 to 1251 and encodes 416 amino acids.
AUGAUGUAUACACCACCACCUUCCGAAGACAUUGACAUGGAACCACAUACCGAUCACCGAUCGGAUACUAGCAGCUAUGCUUGUGAAGCUGACAACCCAUCAUUUCGUCCAUACAUUCUUCAAGCGGAUGAAGUAAAGGGUGAAGAGUUUGACAUUACUCGUGCGAAAUACUCGACAUCGCUUGAUCCACGUGGCUACAUUCCAGUCUAUGAAUAUACAGUGGGCAAUCAACCUAUUAUGUGGGAUCGUGAGACAGGCUUUGUACAUUUCACUGGUAUCUGGAAGUGUCUCGGCAACUCCAAGGCCGACAUUGUUCGAGUGGUCGAUUCGAAUCCGGAAUUGGGAGUGACCAAGAUUCGUGGUGGGUUCCUCAAGAUUCAAGGCACAUGGAUGCCAUUCGAAUUUGCCAAGAUUCUUUGUCUACGUACAGCGUAUCGUAUUCGUACAAAGCUGAUCCCACUCUUUGGACCUGAUUUUGUACGUCAGUGUUUGCCACCAUCACAUGAAGACUAUGGGUGUCUCUUGCUUGAUCCUCGUAGUGCACCACCAUCACGUUCAGCGUCUCAUCGUCGAUCCACAACAGCCCAUCAUGCUACUGUAUCCUCUUCUAACUCUGCACGUCGAGUACCACGAUCCGAACCUUAUCAACGUCGUCCAAGUUGUACCUCACGUCCACCACGUCGAUCCUCUCGUACUGUGAGGUCCGCUUCUACAAGUAGCAGUGUUAGCAGCACAUCAAGCAGCAGCACAACAACCAUGUCCGUAGCUCGACUCUUGAAUGAUGACAUGUUGAUGAUGGGACCUCAACCCACACCUUCAUCCUCUUCAUCAACAACCUCAUCACAUCGGGAUUCAAGGUCGCCCACACCUGUGCCAUCACCAUCCUUUACGCAUCUUGAAGCACAUAAGGGAUACAUGCACCACGCGUACCACCACCUUCCCGGUCCACGUUUACCGCCGAUCCGUGCAGCCACAACAACAACAUCAACAACCUAUCAACACUUGUUGCCUGUCUUACGCCCACUCGGUGAUAUCACUGUAGCACCACCCUCACCUUCCGAACUCGCUGUACAAGUAUCUUCAUCUCUUCCCAUGGGUGAUGAUCUCAAUGAUACUAUUCGCACCGCAUUGCUAUUACAACGUCUUUCAGCCGAUACCGGUGAACGCCCUUUUUCUACUUAUGAACCUUGUGUUUUACCCAAACGUGUCACCGUCAACGAUCAAGUUUAUACUGUCUCCUGGGAACCGUAA